This is a messenger RNA of Oryzias melastigma (Indian medaka), 1947 nucleotides long. RefSeq names its product TP53 induced glycolysis regulatory phosphatase b (gene tigarb). Gene Ontology annotation, cellular component: cytosol. Bases 666 to 1442 code for a protein of 258 amino acids. Gene Ontology annotation, molecular function: fructose-2,6-bisphosphate 2-phosphatase activity. The record is from RefSeq and is a predicted model, not a curated record. Lineage: Eukaryota; Metazoa; Chordata; Actinopteri; Beloniformes; Adrianichthyidae. Gene Ontology annotation, biological process: negative regulation of glycolytic process; regulation of pentose-phosphate shunt; fructose 2,6-bisphosphate metabolic process. The transcript has 6 exons.
CUACCCCCAAAAAUUAACUAAAAUACAGGACCUCCUUUUUUAAAUAAACUUUAUUGAGCAUAAAAACAGUUACAGACAAUAGACUAGCCCUAUAUAACACUGUAAUAACAAUUAUUUGAUACACAAGCUAAAAUAUUAAAAAAAAUAAAAAAAAAUACCAAGAAGGAGAAUUAAAGAGUUAAAAUAAAUAAAUGAAUAAAUACUGUUUUCUUCAUUAAAAAGAAAGUAGCACAUUUAAUUUAAAUUUUCAGUAAAAUUGACAGAACUAUUUUAUUAAAACCAAUAAACAUGAGAAGUAUUUCUCUUCACUGUUAUGUUUUUUAUAUUAUUUUAACAUGUUUCAGAGUAAAGCAGAUUUUAAAAUAGUCGCUUUAUUCAUUUCAUGAGCACUGUCCCAAAUAAACAGAUAAAAUAAAAAUUAAAGUUAAUUUUAAAGACAACAAUAACAGAUAUAACCGCAGAUUAUUUGAAAUAUUCACCAGGGAUUCGCUACCUUCUAGAAAGAGUAAAAAAAAAAAAAACUAAAAAAAAACACCAAUUUCCUUCGAGAACUUUCAGGACACCGUUUCCCACAAUGCAAUGUUUUGUAGUCAUUAAGGCGGCUUGCAGCCAGAGCUGCGCAGGGCCGGCUUUAUGACUCAUCCCGGAAGUAGCUCCAUCCGACGAUGCUGACCUUCAGUUUCACGCUAGUACGACAUGGAGAGACACAAUACAACCGAGACAAACUACUACAAGGUCAAGGAGUGGACACCCCUCUGUCAGAGACCGGCAUGCUGCAGGCUGAAGCAGCAGGACAGUAUCUCAAAGACAUCGCUUACAGUAAAGUGUUUGUCAGUAACUUGCAGCGGGCGGUGCAGACGGCGGAAAUUAUCCUGAGAAACAACGCUCACUGUUCCGACAUGGAGCUGACUCUGGAGCCGUUACUAAGAGAAAGGGGAUUUGGCGUUGCUGAAGGACGCCACAAAGAGGAUCUAAAGAACAUGGCGAACGCUGCUGGUCAGUCGUGUCGGGACUACACGCCACCAGGUGGAGAGACGUUAGAGCAGGUGAAACAAAGAUUCAAAAAGUUCCUCAAAGUCCUUUUAAAGCAGAUGCUUGAGGAUCACAGCCCGUCCGACCCAGACUCCGGUCCGGCAGCCUCGUCCCCCGGAGGAGCGGCAGACGGGUCUGGAGCGAGCGACGGCCUUCAGGGAGUCGGCGUCCAUGUGCUGGCGGUGAGUCACGGGGCUUACAUUCGCGUGGCCACCAGGCACCUCGUGGAGGACCUGAAGUGCAGCUUACCGGCGGGGGUGAAGGUGUCACAGCUCUUCUCCCCGUGCCCCAACACGGGCAUCAGCCGCUUCGUCAUCACGGCGAGCCGCUCCGAGCGCGGGCCGGCGCUCAGCGACGCCCGGUGCGUUUUCACCAACAGAAAACAUCACCUAGAAAACCUCACUGAGUAAAUCAAAGAGUUUGAAUGUUACGAUAAUCACCUUACCAAAACAGAAUUGAUUAUGAGACAGUUUCAACUCUAAUCAAGUUAGGACUCUCUUAGGGCCAUUAUUUAUCUAAACAAGUGUCUCCGCAUUUUAAUGUUUGAUGCACUUAAAGGCUGCUGUGCAAAGCUUGUGCAAUAUCGUAUAAAACACUGAAAAUGAGUUUUACAUUUCACGUUUCUUGGAGAUGCAAAUUGCACAUUUCAGAGCAUUGCGUGGAUCUGUUGCAGAUUCACAAACGUUUGUUUACUUGAUCAAACAGAGAAAUCUGUUCGUGCUUUAAUGGAUUCUGCAAACUGAAAGCUGGUCAGAGCCAAGACGGAUUUCAGAUUUUUAUUUUUUUGUCAUUGCUUCUGGCUGUCUGCGCGAUGAGAUUCACAUUUAUGCUCUAAAAAAAUAUGUUGUAAAAGAAUCCAGUGUUUAAAAGUUCCAUCCAGCUUUUAUUGAUUAAAAGUGGAAAUACAAACACUCA